CCUCUCCCGUCUUCUGCCUUUCAGCCGCUCUGUUCAAGUCCUGGUCCAACGGUACCUGACUACUACUCACGCUACUCCUCCGUCACCACUGAUCAGCCGCAAUAAGCAACCUCGAUUUGGAGCAGCCCGCAUCGCGCAUUUUCGGCACGAGCAAAUCUUACAUCAUGGCACUCCGUACCUUUCAUCCUGUGCUCCAGCUCGCCCCGACGACUUCUGCGGAGGACCCAGGGACCCGCAUCUUGACACUUGGAUGGCGGGCUCCCCUGCCGGCUUUUUGACGUCGAUCCUGCGAUCCAAGCUGCGGUUCAGGCUCAGACGCACGAUGUCCUUCUCAUCCUCCUUGUAUCUUAGUAAGGAGUCUUUACCACUUCAUUUUCCUUUCCAUCCUCUCCUAUUCUGUAUCGAAUCAGUCUACUACACCAGACAUAAAGUCUAUCAAGUCCAGCCUUGACAGUAAUAAACGUCAUUCGUGAUACUACCCACUUGGCACCGCAAUCAUGACCGGACGACGUCAGUCUGCUCGUAUUGCCUCCCAGAGUUCCCAAACCAGUCAACCCCCUUCAUUUUCCGAGCUACCACCUCAAAGGAAGGCAUCAUCUGGUGGGCGCAAGCGUAAAAAUGAAACCACCGGUACUUCGCCAUCAGCCAAGCGCGGCAAGACCAACGACGAACCCGAGCAGAAGACUCUAGAAGAAACAUUCUCCAACGGCGAUGCACCUGUUGAGAAGCAAGACUCCAAGGUCGAGCAGAAUGGUACGGACCCAGCUCAGGCACCUUCAGAGACGACCCAGCCGCCUGAACCCAAGGCCGAGAGUAAUGGCACAAAAGCACCUAAUGGAACGGAAUCUCAGCAACAGGAUGAUGUCGAGAUGACGGGUACAAAUGGUCAGCCAGAAGACAAGGGUGAACUUGCAAAGGAUGCCGAGGCCGCAAAGCCUGAACAUAGUGAAGAGCCAAAGACCGAGCCUGCAGGCACGGAGCCAUCGAAGGAGAGAGGGGAAGAGAAGUCUAAGCAGACACAAGACCUCUCUAAACAGGCUGAAGAUGUGGAGCCGGCCAAGCAAGAGGAAAAGCCAGCAGAGGCGACAGCGGAGAAGCCAGGCGACAAGCCAAAUGACAAGCCAGCGGAGACGACAGCAGAGAAGCCGGCAGACAUGCCAGCGGAGAAGCCAACAGACAAAGCAGAGGAGAAGCCUGCAGAUACAACAGCAGAGAAGCCAGACGACAAGCCAGCGGAGAAGCCAACAGACAAAGCAGAGGACACAUCUGCAGAGAAGCCAGAGGAAAAGUCGUCAUCCGUCAAUGGCAACGCAGUCAUCCCUCAUGCUCGUCAAGAAAACGUGCCUUCGACCAUCCUUGAAAAGGGUAUCAUCUAUUUCUUCUUCAGAGCCCGAGUCAACACCGACCACCCUCACGAUGUAAAUGAUAUCGCCAGAAGCUAUAUGAUUAUGCGACCGCUUCCACUUGAUGCUAAGCUCGGCGAUGGACCGAUUGGAGAUGACAACAAUUGCCGACUCCUCGCUUUGCCUAAGAAGGUCCUUCCCCUCAGUGGAAAGGACCGCUUCAUGACAUUUGUGGAAAAGGUCAAGACCAAUUUCAAAGACCUCAAAGAAUCAUUCAUGUCUGGCUCUGAGUACGCGACCCAGACGGCCGGCACUAGCCACAGCCCUCCUGUCACACCAGUCGCUGAAGGUAUCUAUGCUAUUACGUCAACUGGUCGAGAAUCUCAUCUUGCCUACAUCCUGACCGUCCCAUCAGAGUUGGGUGAAGUGCAGAAGGAUCUUGGUCUCCGGCCACGAGGCAGCUUUGUCACUAGUGUGAAGAAUCCUACAGCCUCAGCGCCCAACAAUGUGAGCCUUCCAAAGGGAGCAGAUUAUCCCCAAGACAUACUUGACGAAUUCCGCGGCUUGCGCUGGAAGCCCUUGGAGCCGAAAUUCCUCGAUUAUGAAAACACGCAAUUCUUGGUCAUUGGUGAGAGCUUCGACCACGCCACUGAGCAACGACCCAAGGAUGAUAGGGAAAACAAUGAGCUGCCAGAAAAGGAACUAGAGAGACUGGAGGGCGAGGACGAGAUCCGAGUCAAGCAUUUGAAGGGUGACGACGCAGUCUUUGCUGACCUGGGAAUUACGACCAAGGAGUUUCCCAAUGUCCCAUCGACAUGGUAAAGGCAGGGAGCGAAUCAUCAACUGCAGUUCCAUAUGGAAUCAAGUGUCAUUGAAUGUGGCAGCUGUACCUAAACACCAAAAUUUGUAUUUCUGAUUGUCGUUAUAGUCAUAGCUUACCCUCGUACUAUGCCAGGGUCGUUUAAUGAUGACUGCCAUCUGAACAUGAAGAGAAAU
Messenger RNA from Exophiala mesophila, 2339 nucleotides. RefSeq lists its product as uncharacterized. The record is from RefSeq and is a predicted model, not a curated record. The coding region runs from base 498 to 2165 and encodes 555 amino acids. Lineage: Eukaryota; Fungi; Ascomycota; Eurotiomycetes; Chaetothyriales; Herpotrichiellaceae. The transcript has 3 exons.